AUGGUUAAAAAAGAAGCGGAGUACCUCAGGGAACCGUGUAGCGGCAGCGGUGUAGGCCUGGUGAUGUCAUGGGACCAGCACAACCAGCAACUGGUGGCGGGCGGCGAUUGUCGGCUGAUUCGCAUCUGGGACGCGAGCAAAGAACUGAAGGCUGCCGAUCUGCCAACGGGCGCCGACUCCUGUGUCACUUGUCUCUCCAUUGACAACAAUUCUAGUGAGUACCUUCGCAACGCAGCCCUGCGCAAAGAGGCAAAAGAGGAACAGCGCAGAAGUGGCGGACGGCCCGACACUCAGCUGAUCUCAGUGAGGACGGCUCAACCCCCCACCACACUUCUCUUCCACCCCUACGAGCCACAUCUGCUAUAUGCCAGCAAGGAUGCCAUCAGUGCAUGGGACUACCAAAACAAUAGCCGCAUAUGCAGUUGGCGCGUGGGAAGCGGCGGUUCGGCGGUCAGCGGUCGACCGCGUGUGACCGCGCUGGACUUUGUGAAUGCCCACGACACCCAGCUGGUGGCGGCAGGCUGCGACGAUGGCGCCGUCCGGCUGUGGAUGGGUGUCCAUGCUGGCGCAGGCUCCACCCUCCAUCUGGUCACUGCCUGGAUGGCGCUGCCCCAAGGAGACAGUUCCACUACUGCAAAUGCCAAGCAUCAGCUUAUGAUUGGCAGUCAAGGUAGCGGCAGCGGUGUAGGCCUGGUGAUGUCAUGGGACCAGCACAACCAGCAACUGGUGGCGGGCGGCGAUUGUCGGCUGAUUCGCAUCUGGGACGCGAGCAAAGAACUGAAGGCUGCCGAUCUGCCAACGGGCGCCGACUCCUGUGUCACUUGUCUCUCCAUUGACAACAAUUCUAAUGACAGCCGCCAGUUACUAGCAGCCGGUUACGGUGACGGUUCAGUGCGGCUGUUUGACAGACGGCUGCCCCCCAACGAGGCGUGUGUCAAGACCUACAGGGAGCACACAUCCUGGGUGGUCAACGUCGACCUCAGAACUGAGAAUGGCACUCCCAAGUUGCUCAGUGGAUGUGUGGCAGGUGAUGUGAGAUCGUUUGACACACGGCGCAAUUCGUCAGAUUUGGCUCACAAGACGGUGCAUGGUAUGACUGCUAUGGCCACACACCGAUCGGCUGAUAUUUUUGCAUGCGUAUCAGCCAACCAACUGAUCAACGUGGUGGACCGUAACGCGACAUCAACAGCCGACCGGGUCACCUUAAUCAAAUACCACGAGUGGUUCAUGACGGCGCGAUUCGGCCCCGUCAGCUGUUUGGCCUUCCAUCCGCUGCGAGCGCUGCUAGCCGCCGGCUCUGUCGACAGUACGCUGGUCGUUUAUGCGCCGGCCGCCGAUCCGCGUCUGCGGUGACAGCCGAAUCGCGCCCUUCUACUGCACUAGCUGCGGUUUUUGGUGUAGGCGAUGUGUCUGCGGAGAGUCUGCGAAGGGUCUGUGGAGAGUCUGUGAAGAAUCUGUAAAGGGUUGCAAGUAUUGAAGAGUCUGCAAAGAGUCUGUGUAAUGUCUGCGAAGGUUAUGAAGAAUAUAGAUGAUUUGCAGUUUAUGGUUUUGUGAAUAUCUGAGAAGAGUUAGUGACGGGUCUGCUGUAAUCUAUUCAAUGUGAACAGUCUGUCAGUGAUACAUGUAAGCGAUACAAACCAAUAAAGACGGAUCCCUACAAGCGAUAUAAACCAGUAAAGACGGAUCCCCAUAUCAUUUAUCAGUGUCAGUGAACAUAUCACCUACAGUGAAAAUAUAAUUCCCAUAAGUUAUAAUGGGACCAUUCACACUCAGCCCGACCGAGCGUGUAUGAAUAGUGCCAUUAUAACACAUGAUAAUUAUAUUCUCACUGUACCUGACACGUUUAUUGAUACUGAUAUGUGGCAAUCUAGCUGAAAUAGAGAGAGUCUACAAUAAAUAGUCCCCUGCACACAGGGACAAUACUGGAUUCCACUAGUUCUGGCCAGUAUAGUGACGGCUACUAAAAUAUUGUCCCUGUAAGAAGAGGUUUGGAAAAUGCAGUGAAUGAUUUUUAUCACACAAGAAGCUCAAUGAUUUUUUGAUUUCAUGAGGACUGAUUUUCACAUGAGAGCCCAAGUCACAUAAAUCCUAUUGAUUUGUGAUUUUUGGCAGCCAAUACUGGUGGUCAUUGUUGUUCCUGUGUGCUGAGGGCCUAUGGGUAUUUACCUCGCAAGUGUCUGUGUAUUGUCCACAGAGAGUCUGUGAAAAGUAUGUGAAGUAUUCGCGGACGGUCUAAGGAUGCUCAACUUGUAAAGCACUGCAUAAUCUCCAGCUCAACAAUCAAGUGUACUGAAGUAUAGUCUGCAAAUAGUAUGUGGAUAGUCUUUGAAACAUCGUCUGAAUUUGAACUGUUGAAAUAUUUUCAAAGUCUUCUGUCGAUAGUAUGUGCGUGUAGAGCUUAUUUUAUAGUAUGAAUAUGAUGCAAGUGGAUGAUUUAUGGAAAGGAAGUGAAAUAAAUAAUGAAUGAAGUGAAAAAGAGCAAAUGGUUUUCUAGUAAAGUAUAGUAAUUUUUGAAGAGUCACUAAAAUUUCUAAGAUAAUAAUACUGUAUAUUGUAUAAUAAUAUUUCACCAGAAUUCUAAAUUUUCUCUUAAGAUAAUUGAAUAAAAGGAUAUAUUUUCAACGAUCUCCCCCCCCCCCCACCAAACUAUAUAACAGAAGCAUAUAACUUAUAAGUUACCAUUACUUUAUUUUAUAUAUUUUUAAAGAUUUUGAUUAAUAUCUCAGAUUCAUAUAUCUUCAAUAGUCUCUAGAUUUCUGUACUACCUCUAUCAACGCUUGUUUAAUUAUUAAUCAAUGCACAUAAUGCAGUUGUAUCAAUUCAAUAUAACUUGAAAUUAUUAAUUUCAAUAUAAAUAUGUAUUUGAAAUUUAUCAAAUUUGAAUAUUCAUCAAAGAUUUUUAAUUGAUUCUUGUUGGCAUUCUAAAUAAAAUAUCUUCUUUUUGUUCCCAUUACUAUAUUUUUCAAAUCUUUUUCUUUAUUCGGAUAUUAUCAAUGCAAUUUUUCAAUAGUUUGUAUGAUUACCUUAGCUACUUUACUUUUCAUGUUUGUUUUUCAUUGAACAACUCAACCCAAUAGUCAGACAAUUGUGAUAAACUGUUCUCUAUUUUUGUAAAAUGAUAUUUUAAUAUUUAUAAUAUUAUUAUAAGUUGCAAAUUGUAGAGAUUCAUAUAUUAUACGAUUGUUACCAUUAUCCACCUAUAGAAGUUUAACAACCGAGGUUUGGUUGACCAUUGUAAGAAAUUUGUAACUUUUUCACAUGAUAGUUUAACCUCCUGAUUUUUUAAAACAAUGUUAUAAUAAAAUGGUAUCAUUUUAUUAUUGCAGGUUAAGGUUUUUAGUGAAUUUGUCAUAAAUUUUUAGUAAAUCCAUAUUGCUGCUUAUUUCUAAGACGGUUUUAGACUUAAAUCUCAAGCAUCAAAGCGUCCAAUGGAUUGAGUAAUUGAUGGAAAAAAUUUUCACUGAUUUUUUUUCAUGGAAAUUUCCCUUGAGGAAUGAGUUGGAAAAAUGAUUCUUCCUCAUAAAUACGUUCAGUUUUUCCGUUAAGAAAAGCUUUCGGAUUUAUCGUAUUUUAUAGAUUAAUAAUUUUUUUCGAAUUUGACGAAAUUCUUCUAGAUAUCUGCCUAAAAUCGUGUAGCCUUAUAUUUUUUAGGACGAAUUAUUUGGAUUAAUAAUAUUACAAAUAGUUAUUAGUUAAUGUUAAUCAUUUCAUUAGUAUAGUUAAGGUUCGUAGAAUGAAAAUACUGUGGAAUAAAAGAUUGAAAUUAAAGUUCCCCAUAGAAAAUUAGUCAAAUUGAGUAAGUUUCCAAAAAGUUGAGAAUGCACUAGGUAGGAGAAUUAUGGACAAUGUUUUGAAAAUUAGACUAUUUUAUACAUUAGAGAGAUUAAAUGAAUUAGUAAUAAAUGUGAGUAAUUGAGAAAUUUUUCAUGAAAGCAUUUCUUAGAUUACGAUUUUUGUAUUUCUUGAAAAAUUUCUCCUGCUCUUUAGAAAGAUAAAUUUAUUCUUCCCUGUGAUGGAAUGUAGGACAAUAUAGUUGAAUAAGAUUUUUGUAGUAAAUUUUACUUUCAUAUACGUUUUUACAUAUUUUAGUUGGUUCUCUGAAACUUACAGGAGAUUGCAAAUUGAUUCGAAUAUUCUUCUCCUAGACUAGCAGAAAGGUGUAAAUUUAAUUCGAUUGAAAAUAUUUAUGAUUGUACUGUUUCAUAACUAUAUGUAAAUUUUUAUUUUUGGAUAAUCUUUAUAGAUCUCUCACUGGAAUAAUUAUUGGAAGACACUUAAUAUAAUUUAUGUUUGGUAAAUCUUUGUUAUUUUUCGUUAUGUUUGUUUAUGUUGUUGCAUGUUUUGAUGGGCAUCUAAUUUUAUUUUUAUUAUUCAAAAUUAUUUAGUUUUCUAUUGAACUUUUCACUGCCUAGAUAUAUUAGAUAAUUUAAGUGUUCCUCAACUAAACUAUUAAAGUUUUGUGAUUUAUAUUGAGUUGCCAAGUAGAACUUCUGCUUAACACUUAUUACUGUAAAUAUAUAUUUUUGAAAUGCGUUUCUCAGUAGAAGAAAGUUUUUGUUGAAUUUAUAUUAGAUAAUACUGUUUCUUACAAUGUAACUGUUCAUGAUUUAUCAAUGUAAAUAUACAGAUAUUUAGUGUUGAAUGUUAUAUCAUGGAUGAUGAAUGAAUAAUUAAUAAUAAUUGAAUAUGAGUUAGUGCUGGUACAAGUAGAUGAAUUGAGAAGCUCAAACUAUCAUGAAUAUAUUUUUUUUAGAUUCUUGGAGAUCGUUCAUCAUUUACUAUGUCUCGAACAAAAUUAUACUUUUGAAUUGAAUAGUUGACAUUAUUGACAGUCAUGAAUCAUUCGAGUAAAUAGUCUUGAAACUUGUAUGAAUUUGUAUAACAUUUCUCUAGAAGAAUAAACAACUCAUAAAUAUUAAAUUUUCUCUCAUGUCGGCUUGGCUAUUGCCGAAUUUUCCAGAGACAGUGAGAAUUUAAUUUCUAUGAGUUCUAAUUGGUCUGUUCACACUCAGCACUGUCUAGCGAGUAUGAAUAAUCCCAUUUGAAAUUAUAGAAAUAAUAUUCUCACUGUUUUAGUACCGGUCACUUUUUCACUGUUGCUGGAGUGUGGGAAUCAUUCGAUUCAACUUGAGAUGUUUAUUCUUUUAAAGUAGGCACAUAGUUGUUAUUUCUAUAAUUUUAUUCUCUAAUCUUAGCUUAUUUUGGUUGUAAUUUCAUGUUUUCUUGUAUUAUCGAUAAAUUUAGGUAAUUUAUCCGCUCUAAGUUAUUUGUUUGCUUAGUUCUAAAUGUAUUUCAGGUAACUUUAGUUUACUGUAGCUUGAACUCUUCAAGUUAGUUUUUUAGUUGAAUUAAAUAAUAGAGGUUUAGUUAAGCAUUGCUGAUUGUUUCGGGUUGGCGUCUUUCGUUCCAAUGAUAUUUUUGUGUUUCCAAAGUUAGCCUAAUCAUGUAAAUAUUACGAACUACUAUUGUUAAAAUGACUGCAAUCUUAUUUGAUUCUAUAAAACUGUCUAAUACAAGCCUUAUCCACUUUUAAAUAAUUGUGUAAAUUUUGGCUUUCGACUCAUGGAAAUAGUGGGACUAGAGUUUGAAUUAAUUUUAGAUUGCUACUAAUAUCAGACUUCCAAUAAUUUUAUUAACUUGAAUUGUAUCCAAUUAAGAAAAUAUAAUUAUUUAGAAAUACACUCAAUGCAUGAUUUAUUUUAAAGGAAACUUAGUUUUAUUUAUAUGGGUUAAUAAUAAUUGUAGUUGUGAAGUAAUCUAUUAAUUGAUCGGAACAAAUAAUGUAAAGUCAUAUUUAGUCUAGUUAUUUUGGUAUUUAGUGUAUAUUUCAAUAUCCUUUGGAAAUGUAUUGUUUCAUGUGUCUGAAUUAUGUUUAUUCUGAAGAAUUUUAUUUUACUUUUUUUUGCUCAAUACUGUUAAUUAUUUAGUUUUCUUCCAAUAAAGCAGGUUCUAGUUUAUAGAUUCAUAGUCAUAAAUCAUUUCUAGCUUAUGGAAUACUCUUUAAAAUUUAUUUUGAUUCAUAAAUUGAUAAAAAGAUAUUUUAUUCAUAAAUUUUUAUAGUUCGUGCAUAUUUCCCAGCUUUUUAUUUGCAAGAAAAAUCAAGAUGUAGAUUUUAAUAACCAAGUUAUGGGUAUUAAUCACUUUCAAAUUUUAGGUUAAACAUCUUGAGGUUCUAUUUAUAGUUGUGAUUUUGAAAGUUUUUAUUUUUUUACAGAUUCUAUUUAUACUUUUCUGAAACAAUAUUUAUAAUUCAUAUAUCCAAGUUUUUGAUAUUAGGUAUAAUCAUAAUAAUUGAAAGAGCUUACAUUUUGAAAGUUUAUUUGACAUAUUGUGUAUUUUUAUCCAUGAUUUUAAAUUAGUUAUUCUAUUAUAAAAAUUCUGAUUUCCCAGCUAUGAGAAAUCAAUCAAUACAACAUCACAUUAUCUAAACAUCACAAAAGAGAUUAUUUUAUUUGAAUAUUUCAACACAGAGUAUGUUUUUAAUUUUAGUAAAAUUUGUUAUCCAUUAGACUUAUUGAAAUGUAAAAUAAAUCAUGAUGUAUAAUUCGAAGUCUUAACUUUAAGGACGGUAUAAUAAACUGUUAGUUUUAUUAGAUAA
Nilaparvata lugens (brown planthopper) is the source of this 6598-nucleotide messenger RNA. RefSeq names its product regulatory-associated protein of mTOR-like. Bases 1 to 1353 code for a protein of 450 amino acids. Gene Ontology annotation, molecular function: protein binding; protein-macromolecule adaptor activity. The transcript is spliced from 8 exons. Gene Ontology annotation, cellular component: TORC1 complex; cytoplasm. The record is from RefSeq and is a predicted model, not a curated record. Lineage: Eukaryota; Metazoa; Arthropoda; Insecta; Hemiptera; Delphacidae. Gene Ontology annotation, biological process: cellular response to amino acid stimulus; positive regulation of protein serine/threonine kinase activity; TORC1 signaling.